AUGUCUACCGCUGCUCUUACAUAUUCUUCUACUAUAGUAGGGGCACUAGCUUGUCAAAGAAAUUCGUUUUUGAAGACUUUGAAAACGAAAGUUGUAUCGGCUAAUGAAUACACACCAAUUCAAACUUCUCGUGAUAAGCAGAACAAGAACAAAAAGGUCAAGGAGCAAAGUGAAGAAACUAGUAAAGGGCUAUUAUAUGCUUUAGAACUAGAAGACACUAUCCUUUUUCCUGAGGGUGGUGGGCAACCUUGUGAUUAUGGUACCAUUACAUUACCAAACGACGACGUCAUAGACGUGAAGUCAGUAUUGAGGGAUAAACUUAAAGCAAUUCACGUAACUGAUAGUCCAAUUAGAGAGGGUACUGAAAUAACUUUGAAUGUUGACUGGGAAAGAAGAAUUGAUGUAAUGCAACAGCAUACUGGGCAACAUUUACUUUCUGCAGUGUUAGAUACUUAUAAUUUGGAAACUUUGAGUUGGUCAAUGGGCGAUGUGAUUAACUAUAUUGAAUUACCUCAAAAGAUAAGCGACGAGAUUGUCGAAGAGGUAAACAGAAAAGUGAAUGAUAUUAUUUUUGAAGGUUUACCGAUUAGUUUGACUACUCCAGAUCAACAUGGAGGUGAGGUUGAUAUUACGCAUAUUCCAGAUGAUUACGACUUAUCUAAGGGAAUUGUCAGAAUAGUCAAAAUAGGAGAUUUAGAUGCCAAUCCUUGUUGUGGUACACAUUUAUCUUCCACCUCAGAAGUGCAGGCAAUAUCCUUAUUGAACCAAACGAAUGUUAGAGGUGGUAAUUCACGUUUGCAUUUCAUUUGUGGGUCUAGAGUAUAUAAAUACUUGAGAAAGCAGUAUGACAUCUUGAAAACAGUUUCUGGCAACCAGCUAUCAUGCCAAGUAGACGAAGUAGCUGAUAAGGUAGCUGCACUUAAUCUAAAUUAUAGAAAGUCAACUUCUCGCGAGUCUAAUUUGUUGAAGGAGUUGGCUGCAAUAGAAGCUAAUAAAAUUUUCCAAGACUUCCUAGCUAAAGGGCAAACAAUAGGCUUCGCAUAUAGAGAGGAUAGCAACGCUGAAUUCAUUCUUCUUCUCCAAAAAGAAUUGACAACUUUGGUCAAUACUUCGAAGGAUUGUGGCAUUGAUUUGAAUUCAUCUCAAACUGUCGUUCUUCUCAAUGGAGAUUAUGCUUCAGGUACUGGAGGAAUGGUCAAAAUAAUAGGACCAAAGGCUCAAGAGAUCCAAGCCGAGCUCAAGCAGAGAAUUUCCAAUUUGAAAGGGGGCGGGAAAGGAGCUUCAUUUCAAGGAAAAAUCUCGAAAUAUGAGAAAGGUGAACUAGAUUCCACUUUGAAAUACUUGGAGAGUUUACGCAACUCUUAA
Molecule: messenger RNA, 1365 nt
Organism: Priceomyces carsonii
Lineage: Eukaryota; Fungi; Ascomycota; Pichiomycetes; Serinales; Debaryomycetaceae
Product: putative alanine--tRNA ligase
Exons: 1
Coding region: 1-1365 (454 amino acids)
Biological process (GO): regulation of translational fidelity; alanyl-tRNA aminoacylation
Molecular function (GO): ATP binding; Ser-tRNA(Ala) deacylase activity; nucleic acid binding
Source: RefSeq, a predicted model, not a curated record